This is a messenger RNA of Babesia microti strain RI, 3492 nucleotides long. RefSeq lists its product as hypothetical. The transcript is spliced from 10 exons. Bases 1 to 3492 code for a protein of 1163 amino acids. The record is from RefSeq and is a predicted model, not a curated record. NCBI's taxonomy places the organism in Eukaryota, Apicomplexa, Aconoidasida, Piroplasmida, Babesiidae.
AUGGAUUAUGAUUUGGAUUACCACUUAUCAGUUUCGGAUAGGUUGGACAAUCUAUACAAAACAAACCUUAUAUCUCGUUCAUUUGCCGCUUUGCUUGGUAAUUUGAUGUAUGAACGGAGGAAAUGUCUUCUUGAGCAAAUAUUACAACUUUAUCGCAGGAAAAGUUUGCUUAAGCGUGGAUUUUCAGCUCUGCGUGAACAAAUACAGAUAAGAAAAUUCCUUUACACCAUCGCAGAUCGCCAACUGAUCGGUAAUUUCCUCUUGCGAUGGCAUGCACAUUUCGAGGGUCGGUCUAAUAUAAGAAAUUUUAAGUGUAAUCGUGAUCUAAAUCUUUUGAAAAAAUGUUUCAAUCUGCUAUACCAGCCUGUCACACUCAAAAUCAAGUGGCAAGAAACCAUAGGCAAAGUUGAAGCGCUUCUAUUCGUAUUAAAUUACCACUCGUUUAUCUCUGAGCUCAGCUACUAUAAAUGCAAACAAGACACCGUUUUUGUUGCACAAUCUCAUUACAAUAGUAAAAUGCUCAAAAAAGUUUUUAAUGCAUUUACUAUGCACUUUGAAUACAAUUACCGCAUUGAUGCGGUUGAGAAAAUAUUAUAUAGAUGCUUAUACCACAAUUUCUUUGUUAAGCUGCACAAAAUUAACACAAUUGUGGACAAGGAAAACACAGACAUUACACUUUUCAAAAAAAGGCUAGUGCUUAAUGCCUGGAGAAGAGUUGUAUUGGAGGAGAUUGCAGAAAAGUUUCAUAACGUUUACUCAACUCGCAUCUUCCUCAUCUGUUGGUACAAUACUGCUAGGAAGAUGCACCAGUUAAACGUUAGAUAUAAUAAGUUUACUAGGAAAAUAAAUUUUAAUAUAGUUUCUAACGUAUUUAAUAAGAUUCUAAAAGUUAUGGAACACAGGAAGAAUAUAAUCUGUUACUUCAACUUCCUAGAAAGCGUGUUCUGGAGAAUUCUAAUGCAAAUCGUCUUUGAUAAUCUUCGCUUCAAUUUACAAAUUGAGGAGAGGUUGAAAUUGAUGAUCAAAACAUCUGAGGUGGCCUAUGUCUCUUCCCUAAAGAGCAAAUCAAUGAAUUCCAUUAUCAAUUACCUUUCAUACUCCAGAAAGAAGAAGAGAUUGAAGGAGAUAGAGGAAGUUUGGAGUGUAAACAGCCUUAAAUCCAAAUAUUUCUAUAAGUGGCAAAGUGAGAUAAUCGAAUCCAAUGCUAAACAUAUAUGUAUAAUACAAGAAUUCACUGAGGCAAUGUUAAUUGGUAUUAAGAGAAGAUAUUUCACUUAUUGGUUGAAAUUUAGCGUCAAAAUGGGCAGUUUGAGAUACGUUAUUGAUGAAUUUGCUGCUAGGGAUAGGGAUAUCGUGUUGAGUUAUUACUGGAAUUUAUGGGUUAAAAAAUAUGCCGCUAACAAACAGAAAUUGCUGGAACUAUUUAUUGAGAACGAUAUCUUCGAUGAAUUUAACCGAAUUAUUGCAUUAUAUCCCCGACAGAUUCUGUUACUAUUUUCAUCAACUUGCGGCGAGGGUAUGAAAAAUAUAUCCACAAUAGGCACAAAGAUUUUGUCUAGGUUGAUAGAAUCAUUGGAUUCACCACUUCCAACAUAUUAUGAUAGAUUUAGUAAUUACACUAUCACAUGCCGAUUUCACGACAAACCAAAGUAUUGGUGUCUUCUUAAAAUUCCCAAAUGGAAAAACAAGCUCAUUUCAUCUAAAGUUAAGUACUUUAAACAAGCAUUAUAUCUAUGGAGGAAAUAUGUAUCUGAAAAAUUGGCUGAGAAGAAAAAAACACAAGCUCUGGUGGAUUAUAUCGAUAAAAAGAGGAAUAAGAGAUUAAUCUCUUGUACAUUUUAUGCUUGGGUUGAGUUAAUGGCAGCAUGUUAUGCGAAGAAGAGAGAACAAUUUUUAGCUAUGGUGGAAAAAAUUUGCACUUCAAUCGAAAAACCUAUAACCAAAGAAAUAAGAUAUUUUAUUUAUGAGCUAAAAGAGUUUAAAUACGUAGAAAAUUACCAAAACAAUCUGUUGCACGUAGCACUUUCAAGUUUUAGGAAACAAAACAUCUUGAAAAGGAUAAGCUCAAUGGUUAAUGAGCGUCACAAGAAUUACAUGCUAAAGUACUUCUUUUUUGAAUGGGGAAAUUAUGUUUUUGAUAGACAAAUAAAACUCACUAGUGCAACUCAGAGUAUGGAAUUGGCAAUUAAGCGUAGAUUUUUUGGGUAUAUCAAAUUGUCAAUCAUUGUGCUUGAGGUUACCAAAUUACAUGAUAUAAAUUCCAUGAAAUAUCACUUAAUUAUGUGGACUAAAGUAAAAUUAUCAAUAAAUUUUGAGAAGAAAGUUUUGAAUAAUUUCCUUGUGGAAGUUAUUAAUGCUUGGCGUAAUAUUGCACAUGUGGGAAUGACUUUAAAGGGUUUAGAACCACAAAUUAAUGGUAUAUAUGAAUCAAAGUUACUAAACAAAUCUUUUCAUUGUUGGUUAACCUUUGUUACCAUUAGAACCAGAUUAAUAGCUGCGUCUAGUGAAAUUGAGAAUAAAAAUCGUAUAAACUCGCUAAAAAUAAUCUUUAGUGCAUGGUUGUAUCGAGCCAAUUUGAUUAGAAAAAUUAACUAUUUUGUGAUACUAAGGGAGAGGAGAUAUGCAACUAGCAUACAAUCUUGUGUAUUUCAUCACUUAGCUCAAUUGCCCAAAUUGGCGAAAAUAAAGGCCAGACUAGAUGAUCGAUUACUUAGCUUCACUUAUAUUAGUUGGAAAAAUGCAGUAGAUCGUAUUAGAUUCUACAAUCGUAUUGAAAUGACACUUUAUAAUAAGGUUAAAGAUGAAUGUCAGCUAUUUAUUUUUCAGCUCAAACAAUUCAAUUCCUGGUAUAAUGCACUACAGCAGAACGAUAAAAAUAGUACUGUUUACAGAGCACUUGAGUCACUCGGUAACAUUUCCCGGUGGCGAAUGGAAUUAGGUCUCAGAAGCUUAGAAUUAAACGUUAAGAUUAGACAGGGCAAAAUGAUGGUGAAUGCUAGGAAGUUAUCUUGUUGCUUUAAGGUGUUUUACAACAAUUAUGUUGUUGAAAGGAAUAAACGUGAUAUGGCACAUGCGUUUGAGAACAAUAUUAUGAAUAAAGUUCUGGGUCAAUAUUUGCACGCAUGGAUAAAUGUGUUUAAACAUAAAGUAUCAAUCAGACAAGAGGUGGAACACAGAUUUAGGAUUGAAGAAGUUGAAUUGUUGAGAAUCUAUUUCAGCAGUUGGAGGAAAUAUAUGGCAGAUGGCGAAUCAAAGGUUAAGCUGCAAAACGUAAUUGUAUGGAGUGAGAGGAGAAGGGCUGCGGAAGGAUUCAGAAGAUUAAGACAAUUUACAAUGGAGAAAAAAUGGCAGACGGUUUGUAGCCACCAGGCCAGUAUUUUCAGGGCUAUUAGAGACAUAUCAAGGACUAAAAUAGCAUUUUCUGCGUGGAGAAAUGCUAUCGUCAACAAAAGUGUCAGAACAUACGAUUUACCCAAAGAUGAGAUAUUGUAA